Messenger RNA from Vollenhovia emeryi, 1374 nucleotides. RefSeq lists its product as uncharacterized. Gene Ontology annotation, biological process: DNA replication, removal of RNA primer. The transcript has 3 exons. The record is from RefSeq and is a predicted model, not a curated record. Bases 1 to 1353 code for a protein of 450 amino acids. Lineage: Eukaryota; Metazoa; Arthropoda; Insecta; Hymenoptera; Formicidae. Gene Ontology annotation, molecular function: nucleic acid binding; RNA-DNA hybrid ribonuclease activity.
AUGAGAAGUUCUAUCGACUAUGGUCACCAGGUCCUAUUUUUUCAAAAAAACCUUACCAGGAUAGGAGUACUCCUCAGACUAAGGAACAGAGCGCUCAGGGCGGCUCUUGGCUACCGGCAAUCUACCCCUAUUAACGUUAUUCUAAGCGAGGCUAAGGAGCCUCCCUUACACGCAAGGAUUGAGUUUCUUAAAAUACUAAGACUUCGAGGCUACGGUGGACGGGGUCAGGGCGGUAUAAGUCGUCGAACCUGGCUUCUCCGCAAUAUCCCCAUCUUCAAAACUUUUAUUAAGAUCAAAGGGGAUCUUGAGAAGAUUCAACAAUCCAAGAUUCUUCCCUGUUUUUUGCAGAACUAUGAGACUUUACUCUUUAGACCGCUCACUGCUGACAUAAACUUGGGAGGUUUUCCGAAAGACAGCUCGCUGGGAUCCGUUUUCAGGAGUGAGACUGAGCUUUUGACUGCGGGGGCAGUCACCUUUUACACGGAUGGUUCUAGGAGGGGGGGCGAGGAGUCGCCCAGAGUGGGCUUAGGGGUCUUCUCCCCGGAAUUGGACGUUAGAGUGUCUUGCAGGUUGGAUGACGCUGCCUCCAUCUUUACUGCUGAGGCCUUGGCCGUUAAAAAGGCAUUCGAACUGAUUCUCGACAACUGUUCCGCGGUCAGGAAGGCCGUCAUCUUCUCUGACUCUCGUAGUGUGUUGGAGGCUUUAACUUCAUUGAAUCCGUUUGUCAGAGGUAAUUUGGUUCCCGAGCUUAGAGAUCUAGCUCGCCGUAUUACUGAUUUGGGGAUUGAAUUAAUUAUGGCCUGGAUCCCCUCUCAUAGGGGCAUUGAUGGAAACGAAGUGGCGGAUCGCCUGGCUGGUGAAGCUACCCUCAGCAAAGAAAUCCAUAUUGCCGAUGUUCCAUACACUGACUGUUUCUCUAUCGCUAAAGAAAUUUCGAACAGGGCCAGUAAUGCCUAUUUCCAAGGGGAAAGUCUUCACAAGGGUAAAUAUUAUCAUCAAUUCUUUCACUCCCUGGCUCCUAAACCCUGGUUCCAUAAAAUCAGGCUUAAAAGAUCGGAAAUUGUUUUAAUUAAUAGAAUACGCAGUAACCACUACAACCUCAAUUUUAGUCUGUUUAGAAAGAAUAUGAUAGAUUCUCCUGCGUGCUCCUGCGGAUACGACACUCAAGAUGUUAACCACGUAAUAUUUGCUUGUCCACUAUAUAAAAGAUGCAUGGCUCCGUUUCUCAACUUUGCGAAUUCUAAAUACCCCAAUUUCCCUUUGUCGGACAUUGCCCCUAUUAUUGUCUGUCCUUCUCCCAAGCUUUGCAGACUCCUUUUAGCAUCCUUCAAAAGUGCCAAUUUGCUUAUUUGAAUUUACCGCUCUUACUCGUGG